Messenger RNA from Cyphomyrmex costatus, 678 nucleotides. RefSeq lists its product as uncharacterized. Gene Ontology annotation, molecular function: nucleic acid binding. NCBI's taxonomy places the organism in Eukaryota, Metazoa, Arthropoda, Insecta, Hymenoptera, Formicidae. Bases 1 to 678 code for a protein of 225 amino acids. The record is from RefSeq and is a predicted model, not a curated record. The transcript is spliced from 2 exons.
AUGGCAAGCUCAUCAAGAUGUGCUAGUUUACAACAUAAAGGAAUUACCUUCGCUAAAGGAUACUUGAGUCCAUGUUUAGUAUUGGUAAAAAUUCUAAUACAGAAAUUGUGGAUGCACAAAUUGUCAUGGGAUGAAGCAAUUCCAUCAGAUUUGCAUUCAACUUGGAUAUCGUUUCGCAAUCAAAUAAACGCUCUGAAUCAAAUCAAGAUACCUAGGCAUGUGAUUUGCAAGAAUUACACAAGAAUCGAAUUACAUGGUUUUGCAGAUGCAGCACAAGGAGCAUAUGGAGCAUGCACAUAUAUUCAUUCAAUAGAUCAUCAAAAUACAAGUGAAGUAAGAUUGUUGUGCUCUAAGACAAGAGUCGCACCACUCAAACAACAAACAAUACCUCGACUGGAGCUUUGUGCGGCGCUUACACUCGCACGGUUAAUGAAAAAGAUACUAAGUUCAUUAAACAUAUCGUUUGACAAGAUUACAUACUGGAGUGAUUCCACCAUAGUACUCAAUUGGAUACAAACGCAACCAAGCAAGUUACAAGUAUUUGUAUCAAACCGUGUCGCAGAAAUACAAGAGUUAACUGAUACUCGCAACUGGAGACAUGUGCCAACAGCAGAAAACCCAGCCGAUUUACUUUCGCGAGGCGUAUUUCCCAAUCAAUUAUGGCAAUCGGAGCUUUGA